UCCGAAGUGUUAUUAUUGAUUUUUGAAUAAGUAUAUGGAGUACGUAUAUAUAUAUAAUAGUGCGCAGUUUACUAAUUGUCAACAUUUUACAAUUACGCUCGUCGCGUACGUAAGAUAAUAAAAUAAAUAUAAACAAUGAUAUCAUAUGUAUUUUACUUAAACAAAUCUACGAUGAUCGUGGAAAUACAGUGCGAAUUCAGCGGCACAGCGAAUGAAACCUGCAUCUAACCUAACAUGACGUGUCUGGCUUUAAGAAGUACUACAAAUUAAAAGGGUGAUUUCGGUAGUGCCCUAACAAUUCACUAACAGUAGUAAAUAAAAUAUUUUUUGCUAAAAUCAUGGGCGGCUCUGUCAGCCAAGUCUUUCAAUCAGGCAGUGCCCUGCUCUCAACCAGCCAUGGCCAUAAAGUGUCCGAUCCAACCAGGCAGAAAGUGCAAACAGUGUUUGAUGCAUUGCGUGCCAACCCCAAAGUCAGUGUGCAAAGACUAGAAGGACUUCUACAGCAGAUCCCCAAACACGAGAAUAUACUUGCAAUACAUGAUGACGCUGGUUACAACCUGCUGCAAAAGUGUGUUGGUGCUAACAAUGUUGAUUUAGUGAGGUGGUUGUUGGCACGGCACAAUGCAGAUGUCAACAGGUGUCCUUGCAGUUUACCCUUGCACAUAGCCUGUCUCAAAGGUCAUGAUGAGUGUGUUGAUUUGUUGUUGAAAAAUGGAGCUAAAGUUGAUGUGGAAGCAAGAAUGUGCUGGCCAGGGACACACAGCAGCAACUGUGAAGAGAUUGGAAAAUACUCUGCUAUUCAACAGGAUGAGGCAUGCAUUGAAAGGGAUAGGGACAGGGCUCCAAGUAAACUGCAGUCUGCAAUGUACUAUGCCCUGGAUGGUGAUCAAGUCAAUAUACUCGUUAUGUUAGCGCAGAAAUGCGAAGAUCUAUGGAAUGUUGUAUUUCGAUCACGUAAACCGCUUUUGCAUGCGGCUUGCGAGAGAGGGGCCUGGAGAUGCACCCAAUUCCUUGUGACUGAGCGCAGUGAAGAAAUACACAUCCUGAAGGAUGAAUAUUAUCCGAUACAUUAUGCUGUGUCGCACGACAGCAAAUUCCUAGAGUUGUUAAUCACCGCAGGAGCUGAUACGACGGUGCGAACAAGCACACAGCAGAUGACUUUACUACACGUUGUUCUUUUAGUUGCUCAUAAGUCGGCGGAAGAUACAAUAUCAACUAUACGAUUGCUGUUGGAUAACGGAUGUAAGGAAUUAAUAAAUACACCGGAUACUUUGGGAAAUACGCCAUUACACGCCCUCAUAGUAAGAUACGCCCUGGAGGAAGCCAGAUAUGGUUACGAUAAGUGGAACAAAUGGGAUGUGCUGCAUUUGGUAAGGUACCUCCUUCAAUCCGGUGCAAAGCAGUCGAUAAAUCAAGCCGGUAAUUCCGCCCUGGCUUGCGUCUUGAGGCACGUCAGAGACUGGGAAAUCUGCUACGAAUUGCUCAACAUGCUCUUGAACGAAGGCGGCCUACCAAAUAUGGUCGGAAGAGAUGGAUCUGUGCCAAUUAUGAUUUGCCUUGUGCCAUUAAUCAACAAGGAUCCUUUGCACCAUUUCACUCAUAGCAUGAAGGUGUGCUAUUUGAAUUGCAUUAGGAUCUUACUGAAGUACGGCGCGAAUCCGAACUGCAGCUACCGCGCCAACUUGACGCCGCUGCACGUACUGGUCUUCACCGUGUCCGAAAACAUCACUUUGAACUGUGAUAGCCAGAAGAAGUUGAACUUCGAGUUUAUUAAAAAUUUGUUAAUACUGUUGCUCACCCACGGGCUAGAUCCCAAUGUGAGGGUCAGCAACAAAACUCAGCACAUCCUUCAAUCAUGCAUGGACAUGAUCCAGAACGUGCGCGACUGCAAGGACAUCAAUUACAUCUACGACCUGACACUUACUCUCAUCCAAUACGGAGCGAACGCUGAUUUGAGCCUCAAUAUCUCGGAGGCUAUCAAGAAUCAGCCGAUACAACAUUCUCAGACGUUCUGGAAGAGCAAGAACUACAUACUGUAUUACUACAUUAUGCUUGUUUCGCGCAAAGAGAACAUCAUCAUGGAUCCCAACAUGUCCUUCUCGAAAAUAAUAAUGCUAUUUUACCUUGUGAUGGAGCACAGGCAAUUAUUCGAGUGCCUGCAAAUACUGUACACGCAACAGCUAAGCUUGGUUCCUGGUAAAAUGACGGAACCUCUUACUUACAUCAUACGCCAUUUGUACAAAAGACCUCGCAGUCUUAAGCAAAUGUGUCGCGUAAGGAUACACAACUGCAUGGGUAGGAAGCCCGGUCUGUUCAUCAACAAGCUUAAUCUUCCUACACCUCUUAAAGAUUAUUUAUUGAAUUUCAAACCGUAAGGUAUGGCACAUAAUAACGAUAUUUUUGGUUGAGCUGCACUUUUAUAAUUUACGUAGUAUUCGAAGUGGUUAAGUUGAUUUAUUGCCAAACAGGGUUUUGUACAAAAUAGCAACAAAAUGCCAAAGAUUUAUUAGAUCUGAGAUUUUAUAAAUUCUUUUAGUGUGAAGUGAAACCCAGCGGCAAGAUUUUAU
Messenger RNA from Nicrophorus vespilloides, 2567 nucleotides. Its product is annotated as ankyrin-3. NCBI's taxonomy places the organism in Eukaryota, Metazoa, Arthropoda, Insecta, Coleoptera, Silphidae. Bases 339 to 2375 code for a protein of 678 amino acids. Gene Ontology annotation, cellular component: nucleus; cytoplasm. Gene Ontology annotation, molecular function: protein binding. The transcript is spliced from 7 exons. The record is from RefSeq and is a predicted model, not a curated record. Gene Ontology annotation, biological process: intracellular signal transduction.